Messenger RNA from Phytophthora infestans T30-4, 471 nucleotides. RefSeq names its product ubiquitin, putative. Bases 1 to 471 code for a protein of 156 amino acids. Gene Ontology annotation, molecular function: ubiquitin protein ligase binding; protein tag activity; structural constituent of ribosome. Gene Ontology annotation, cellular component: cytoplasm; ribosome; nucleus. The record is from RefSeq and is a predicted model, not a curated record. Lineage: Eukaryota; Oomycota; Peronosporomycetes; Peronosporales; Peronosporaceae. The transcript has a single exon. Gene Ontology annotation, biological process: translation; modification-dependent protein catabolic process; protein ubiquitination.
AUGCAGAUUUUCGUCAAGACCCUUACGGGCAAAACCAUCACGCUCGACGUGGAGCCGUCGGACAGCAUUGACAAUGUCAAGCAGAAAAUCCAGGACAAGGAAGGCAUCCCGCCUGACCAGCAGCGUCUGAUCUUCGCCGGCAAGCAGCUCGAGGAUGGCCGCACUCUGUCGGACUACAACAUCCAGAAGGAGUCGACCCUGCACCUGGUGUUGCGUCUGCGUGGUGGUGGCAAGAAGCGUAAGAAAAAACAGUACACCAAGCCUAAGAAGAUCAAACACAAGCACCGCAAGGUCAAACUUGCUGUGCUGAAGUACUACAAGGUGGACGACAAUGGCAAGAUCCAGCGCCUUAAGAAGGAGUGCCCUGCGCCUCAGUGCGGUGCCGGUGUGUUCAUGGCCACCCACUUUGACCGUCACUACUGCGGCAAGUGCCACGUGACGUACCAGUUCCAGGGCGAGGACAGCGCUUAA